CCUGCGCUCAGUAAACAGUAGGGAGGGAAGGGCUUAUGAACUUCAUUUUGCAGAAGCGAAACACUAAACUAGAAACCUGAAUGUUAAAUAGGAUCGAUUUAUUACACAUUAUAUAAUUCAUCCACACAGCUACAACUUCAGUAGUUUCCAGUCAAUGAACAUUUUCCUGAUCGUAAGUAGAGAACAAACAGUCAACACACUGAGCUAUGGCUUCCUCCAGCAUUGUCCUGUCUGAAGAGCAGUUCCAGUGCUCUAUCUGUCUGGAUGUGUUCACUGAGCCAGUCUCCAUCCCAUGUGGACACAACUACUGCAAGGCCUGUAUCAGAGGAUACUGGGACAGCACUGACCUGUGCCAGUGUCCAAUGUGUAAAAAGACAUUUGAUAAGAGACCUGAUCUCUUUGUUAAUACUUUCAUUUCUGAAAUGGCUGCUCAGCUCAAGAAGUUGGCUCCAGUUAUGAUCACACCCACCACCCCAGGAAAAGCUCAAACCACAACCCUCGCCAAACCUGGAGAAGUACCAUGUGAUGUCUGUACUGGGGGGGAGCACAAUGCCCUGAAGUCCUGUCUGGUGUGUCUGGCCUCUUACUGUGAGACUCACCUGGAGCCUCAUCAGAGAGUUGCUUCUUUAAAGAAACACAAGCUGAUCGACCCUGUGGAGAACCUGGAAGACAGGUGGGAUGAGGUCAGUGUCCUGGAUGACCGGGGGAGACUCAUCCGGACCUUUGAGGUCUGCAACGUCAAUCAGAACCCCCGUCUCCAGGACAACUGGCUGGCCACGCCCUUCCUCUUCCGCUUCUCGGCACCACGAGUCUUUGUGACGCUGCGUUUCUCCAUGCGGGACUGUGCCAGCCUGCGCUCGCCCUCACCCUCCUGCCGCGAGACACUCACCCUCUACUACAAACAGGCCGACUCACAGAGAGAGCUGGAGAGGACAUGGGCUGCAGAGCCGUCCAGUGGAGAGAAGGACACGAGGGAGGGCUGGGUGAAGAUUGACACCAUAGCAGCAGAUAAGAGUUUCACCAAGGUGGAGCCCAGCCUGCCUCACCAGUACCAACCAGACCGCUACCGUCGGGUCAACAUCAAGACCCGCAGCUUCGCUCCACUCACACGCAAUGGAUUCGUCCUGGCCAUCGUCGACAGCGGCGCAUGCGUCUCUUUGAUGGGUGUGUCCAUCUUCUACCGCCGCUGCCCAGCAACCAACCGCUAUCUUGCUUCCUAUCUGGCCACACCCUCAGGGGCGGAGCCUACCGCCCUGGUCCCUGUGACUGGGACUUGUGUUCCCCACAGCCAAGCACAGGGAGGCUCCGCCCCCCGCAUGCACUGCAACGCAGAAGGUGAAUGGAUGGUGCCGGUGGGUGGGUGCAUCUGUGAAGAGGGAUAUGAGCCCAAUCAAAACGGAUCUGCCUGCUUAGCAUGUCCAGUGGGGUACUUUAAGUCGGUGUUGGGUUCGGUUCCGUGUUCAGUGUGUCCGUCUAACAGCAGAACCAGUCAGGAGGGAUCGCGUGUGUGUGAGUGUCGCAGCGGCUUCUACAGAGCACCCGCCGACGUCAACUCCUCCACCUGCACAAGCUCUCCCUCUGCUCCGACCUCUGUCUCCUGGGAGUAUGAGAGUGGUGAUGGUGGGGUGUCUUUGCGUUGGCGCCCCCCACUGGACAUGGGUGGUCGUAGCGAGGUGUGGUAUGGGGUGGUGUGUAGGAUUUGUCCCUCGGCCACCGUCACCGCCCCGGGGGCGUGCUCCUGGUGUGGAGAGGCGGUCACCUUCACCCCAUCCCAGACUGGCAUCAAGCAAACCAAGGUCACCCUCAACAACCUGCUCACCAGAGUCACCUACCUUAUACAGGUGCAAGCGGUCAAUGAUGUCUCAGCUCUGAGUCCUUUCCCACCUCAAUUCACCAGCAUCAAUUUCACUACUAGCCAAUCAGUGCCCUCUCUGGUCCCUAGCCUGCACCAGUUGAGUCGAGCCCCAGACUCCAUCACCCUGUCCUGGCCACAGCCUGACAGACCCAAUGGAGACAUACUGGAGUACCAGCUCAGAUACUACGACAAGGGUUCAGAUGAGGACAGUGCAGUGAGUGUGUUCAGUGAGACCAACACAGUGACUGUCAACUAUCUGGCUCCUGGCUCCAUCUACGCCUUCCAGAUCAGGGCCCGCAACGAGAGGGGCUAUGGCCCCUACAGUCAUACUAUCUACUUCACUACAUUGGCCCUGGAGGGGAGUUCUAAGCAGAUCCAGAAUCGGCUCCCUCUAUUGGUCGGAUCUGUGAUGGGCGGGGCAGCCUUCCUCCUGGUCGUUGUGGCGAUAGUGGUCGUUUUUGUGUUCCGCAGUAAGAGGAGGGAGAGCCCCUACAGUGACAGACUCCAGAGGUACAUCAGCCACAAAGGGGGGGUGAAGUACUACGUGGACCCUUCCACCUAUGAGGACCCCAGUGAGGCGGUCAAGGAGUUUGCCCGUGAGAUCGACCCCUCUCACCUCAAGAUAGAAGAGGUGAUUGGUGCAGCCCAGUUUGGGGAGGUGUCUCGGGGGCGCUACCGGCCCCUGGGUCGUAGGGAGGUGCUGGUGGCGGUGAAGACGCUGCGCUGGGGCGUGACAGACAGAGAGAAGGCGGUGUUUAUGACCGAGGCAGGGGUGCUGGGUCAGUUUGACCACCCCAACGUGCUGAAGCUGGAGGGGGUGGUCACCCACAACCCACCAGAGAGGAUCAUCACUGAGUUCAUGGAGAAUGGACCACUGGAUGCCUUCCUCAGGGAGAAUGAGGACCAGUUCAGUGUUCUCCAGCUGGUAGGGAUGGUGAGGGGUGUUGGGGCUGGGAUGAGGUACCUCUCUGAGAGGAACUUUGUCCACCGGGACCUGGCUGCCAGGAACGUGCUAGUCAACUCUAACCUGGUGUGUAAGGUGUCUGACUUUGGCCUGUCACGUCUCAUGAGGGGUCUGGACCACAACAUGCCCACCUACACUGCCUCACUGGGCAGUAAGAUUCCUGUCAGGUGGACAGCCCCGGAGGCCUUCCAGCAUCGGAAGUUCAGUUCAGCUAGUGAUGUCUGGAGCUUCGGAGUGCUCAUGUGGGAAGUGAUGUCAUAUGGCGAGCGGCCAUACUGGGACAUGAGCAAUCAGGAAGUAAUGAAGGUGGUAGCAGACCAGUACCGUCUCCCAGCCCCCCAUAACUGUCCUCCAGCGCUCCACUCCCUGAUGCUGCAGUGUUGGCAGGCUGAGAGGGGCGACCGGCUAGGCUUCGACUCCCUCCUCUCCUCCCUGGACAGACUCAUACGACACCCUGCCUCCCUCAAGGCAGAGCAUCCCCGCUCCACCCAGCCACUGCUGAGCCCCACCCCCACAGACCUGUCGUCAGUGGCGACGGUCAGUGAGUGGCUGACAGCGUUGAGGAUGGACAGGUAUAAGGACCAGUUUGAGAGGGCACAUCUGGACACACUGGACCGAGUCAGCAGGGUAACCAUGGAGGAUGUGCAGAACCUGGGGGUGAACCUGUUGGGACACCAGAGGAAGAUCACCAAUGCAGCCCAGCAGCUCAGAACUCACCUCACCCAGGGCCAGGUGGAGGUCUAGAACCCACCUAUCACCUGAGAGCUUCACAGGAAGUAACAGAGAGGUGCACUAUUGGAGCUGUAGUCCAAGGCAAAGCAAGAUCUGGGAGGAGAGUUGCUGAGGAGGAACAGGAAGAUUUGAA
Salvelinus namaycush (lake trout) is the source of this 3684-nucleotide messenger RNA. RefSeq names its product eph receptor B6 (gene ephb6). Gene Ontology annotation, molecular function: protein binding; transmembrane-ephrin receptor activity; ATP binding. The record is from RefSeq and is a predicted model, not a curated record. Bases 207 to 3563 code for a protein of 1118 amino acids. NCBI's taxonomy places the organism in Eukaryota, Metazoa, Chordata, Actinopteri, Salmoniformes, Salmonidae. Gene Ontology annotation, cellular component: neuron projection; membrane. The transcript is spliced from 19 exons. Gene Ontology annotation, biological process: protein phosphorylation; central nervous system projection neuron axonogenesis; cell surface receptor protein tyrosine kinase signaling pathway.